GCUGCCCGGGGCGGGGCCGGGCCGCAGCAGCGCCGGGCCCUCACAGCGCCAUCUUCCCCCGGGCGCCUUCGGCUGCUGGGCUGGGCUGCUGGAAAGGCAAGCGGGACAGGCCAUGGGUCCCAUCAAGUACUGCAAGGCUGCUAUAAGAUCUUCCUGGAGCUUUUGCUGCUGCCUGAAUGCCAACUCUCACAGCCUUUCUCAUAGAAGUGCUCCAGCCCUCUGAUCAUCUUUGUGGCGUCCUCUGGGCCUUAAUCACAGGUCCAUGUCUUUCUUACUUUAGGGACCCCAGAGCUGGAUGCAGCACUGCAGGUGGUGUCUCACCAGAGCAGAGGAGAGGGGUAGAAUCCCCUCCCUCACCCUGCUUUGGAUGCAGCCCAGGAUACAGUUGGCUUUCUGGACUGUGAGUGCCAUUGCUGGGUCAUGUCCAGCCCCUCAUCCCCCUGCACCCCCAAGUCCUUCUCACAGGGCUGCUCUCCAUCUGCUCAUCGCCCAGCCUGUGUUGAUACCUGGGGUUGCCCUGACCCAGGUGCUGCACCUUGCACUUGGUCUUGUUAAACCUCAUGAGGUUUCCAUGGUCUCGCUUCUUCAGCUUGUCCAGGUCCCUCUGUAGGGCAUCCCAUUCCUCAGGCAUGUAACAGGAGCCCCCUCUGCAAUCAUCAGCAGCAGCAUCCCCACUGAUGGAUGCCCCUUCCACAGUCAAGCGUACCUUGGCUUUGGAGCAGUGGUUGAACUUUUUUCAUGCUUGAUAGUUCCAGAUGUGUGAGCAGGGUUGUGAAAGGGCACAAGCGGGUCUCAAGUGUCCCGAGUGGGCGCACCCCGCGUGUCUCAGCAGAUGGCAGCAGCGACACUCCUUCAGCUGCUCCUCGCUCCUGCCGAGCCCACCGCACCGCUCCCGCACCACCUCCAUACUCACCCGCCGCGGCUCUUCCUCGCCCUGUCCCGCCAGCAGCACACGGCGAAGGAGACGGACAGUGCCAGGAUGACGGCUCCGCUCAGCAGCGAGGCGGCCACCGCCAUGCGGGACCCGGUGCCCGAGGGCUGCGCGGCGGCUGCGGGCAAGGGCCGGUGAGCGGGGCGGGCAGAGGGACCCACCCUUGCUCCCGGCCACCGUCCCCCUUGCAGGGUAAACGUGGGAGCCACUGCCAUUUCUCACCAGAUCAUGCUGCCUGGGGCCCAGAGGAGGCUGGAGGCACUAGCCACAGUGGGACCAAGCUUGGCUACACUGUCACAGAUGUGCCUCCCUGGUAUCUGUGCAUCCUGCUGGGCAUUCAGCACUUCCUGACAGCCAUAGGAGGUCUUGUAGCCGUCCCUCUGAUGCUCUCCAAAGGCCUUUGCCUCCAGCAUGACCUACUGACCCAGAGCCACCUGAUCAGCACCAUCAUCUUUGUCUCAGGAAUUUGCACCCUGCUGCAAGUCCUCUUUGGAGUGAGGCUGCCUAUUAUUCAAGGAGGGACUUUAACAUUCGUGACUCCCAUCUUGGCAAUGCUGUCUCUCCCCAACUGGAAGUGCCCUGCCUGGACAAACAACGCCACCCUGGUGAAUGCCUCUUCACCAGAAUUCAUCCAAGUCUGGCAGACACGGAUGCGAGAGGUGCAAGGAACUAUCAUUGUAACUUCCUGCUUUCAAAUCUUCGUUGGAUUUUCUGGCCUGAUUGGGUUUCUGAUGAGGUUCAUCGGCCCCCUGACAAUUGCCCCCACUAUCACCUUGGUUGUACUACCUCUGUUUGAGUCGGCUGGAGAUAUGGCUGGGCAGCACUGGGGCAUAGCAUUCCUGACUAUUUUUUUCAUAGUUCUGUUCUCUCAGUACUUGAAACACAUUGCUGUGCCGCUUCCAUCUUACCAGAGAGGCAAGAAGUCCCACUUCUCUCCAAUCUACCUCUUCCAGAUCUUCCCGGUGCUGCUGGGGCUCUCCCUGAGCUGGCUGCUCUGCUACGUGCUGACAGUGACCAGCGUCCUCCCUGCGGCCCCCACUGCCUACGGCCACCUGGCACGGACAGACAGCCGUGGGGACGUUCUGUCACGGGCUCCCUGGUUUCGGCUGCCUUACCCAGGCCAGUGGGGAACGCCAACGGUGAGCCUGGCCGGGAUCUUUGGCAUCCUGGCCGGGGUGAUUUCCUCCAUGCUGGAGUCCGUGGGGGAUUACUACGCCUGUGCCCGCCUGUGCGGGGCCCCGCCGCCGCCGAAGCACGCCAUCAGCCGCGGCAUCGGCAUGGAGGGCAUCGGCUGCCUCCUGGCCGGGGCCUGGGGCACGGGCAGCGGCACCACGUCCUACAGCGAGAAUGUGGGCGUCCUGGGCAUCACCAAGGUGGGGAGCCGAAUGGUGAUCAUUGCUGCUGCCUGUGCCAUGCUCCUGAGCGGCAUCUUCGGGAAGGUUGGGGCCGUGCUGGCCAGCAUUCCCAUCCCUGUGAUCGGAGGCAUGUUCCUUGUGAUGUUCGGAGUGAUCGCGGCAGUGGGCGUUUCCAGUUUGCAGUAUACAGAUAUGAACUCCUCAAGAAACAUCUUUAUCUUUGGAUUUUCUCUAUUUGCUGGCCUCACAAUUCCCAACUGGGCAAGCAAAAAUAGUGCUCUGCUGGAAACAGGAAUCAUCCAGCUUGACCAAGUGAUCCUGGUACUUCUCACCACUGGCAUGUUUGUGGGUGGACUUCUGGGAUUUAUCCUGGAUAACACCAUUCCAGGAACACAGGAGGAGCGGGGGCUCCUGGCAUGGAAGGAAAGCCACAAGGGAGGGAUGGAGAGCUCUCAGCUCAUUUCCAAGGUCUAUGAUCUUCCCUUUGGCAUAGGCACCAGACACUGCAAUGUCUCUUGGUUUCGCUACCUCCCUGCUUGCCCCACAAAACUGUCGUGUGACAAGAGAAUGGAUGAACUGAAGGCUGCUAGGCACAAAACCAGUGUUGAACCAAGCUUAGAAAGAAACUCUGAGAUUGGUGCUGAUCCACCAAUCAGCACCAAUUGGUGCUGAUCCAAGCAUAUAAGCACCUCACCUGCAAGUGAGCUCAUCUUAGAAAUAGAGGUCUGAAAGUCUGUCUGCAGCCCUAUCAUCUGAGCAUGAGCUGGCAGCUGUUAGAGGGGGGAAGCAGGAAAAGGAUAAUGUCUUCCUCUUCCCAGCUCUGCUGCCUGCACCACUGAUGGCUUUGAGGAAGUAAUUUUUUCCUUCUCUCUUCCUGCCUGCUCACUUCUAGGAAGACCCUGAUCCCUCUUUGGGGAACACCAAAGCCUAAGAAAUGCCUAGGAAAGAUUUUCUAUUUCCUUCUUGCACUGACCCUUGGGCACCCUGAGGGGCAGCUGUUCAGCUCAAGCAGAAGGGCUUGCUGUCCCCUGAUCUGGCAGCUGAAGGAGCUUCCCUGACAUGGGCCCUGCACCACUCUCAGGCAUCCCUUGGGUUGGGGUUAAUCCCCAGCACCUUAAAGCAACACCCACCUCUCACCUUGUGUUGUAUACCUCAUCCUGGCCAAGGGGAAGGAGCAGGUGCCUCUAGGUCAUGAUUCAUCUCAUUCCAGAUUCUCAUCAUUUAGCCAGUCAAAUGAAUAUUGUUGUAAGAGAGGCAUCUAAAGUUAAUGGGAUGGAUUGUCUGCUGAACCUGUCUCUUCUGCCUCAGACCACAGAGGGACUCUAGAGACCUUAGCUAGGUUCCUGACCUAACAGAAAAAACCAGCCUUACUGAAAUGUAUCCCACCUUUGGAGUGUUGGGAGUCAUCUCAGGAGAACCAAGUUGGCCACCCAACCCCACAAAGAUGAAGGAAUCCUCAUCAAAUAUAAUGGAGAAAACACUUCUGCUCACAAUCUUACACAUCCCUAUGCUGCUGCUGUGUCCUGUGUACCCUUGCUGUACCUGUUUGGUCUAGUGUGGUGACUGUGUGGUGAUAAGCACUUUUCUGGAAAACAGAUUAUUGCUCCUAUUCCCUGUUAGCUUCAACCUGUAGGGCCACAUGCAAUGUGAUCACAUGUGGUCCUGUGGUUCCUGGUGCUGUGUAAUAAAAUUGUUGCUGUAGCAUAAGAUUGUGUUUCCUUCACUGAGAUUAAUGCUUGUUUUUUGUAAGUAGAAUGAAUAAUAACAUGUACACUGUAAUGGUAUUUCUCAGGGUGGUUUCUGGAGUGAGUGGCAGGUGGUAUUCAGAGAAUCAUUUGCAGGCUGCACUCCUGUGAACUAUGAUCAUGCAAGAGGAGGGACCAAAGUAACAUGUUCUUCAUCUUCCCCUUAAUGUCAUCACAAUGCUUCUAGCCUCAAAGCAAUGCCAGCAUGUCUAAAUGAAGCACACUGGGAAGGCCAGGGAAUAGCAAGGCUGCACCCUGGAGAACUCUGAAGAGCUCUAAAACCCAAACAGGACCCCUGCAACCCCACUUUCAAACACAGCAGUGUGGCAAACGUUCAUCUGGGGGUGUUACCACAGCCUCAGCUGCAGGGACAGAAAGGGCUCUGUAGUGUUUAUUCUUCCCUUGUACUUCAGUAGUCAGCUCCAUGUGUUUUUGCCUGAAUGUAUCAUGCUUUUAUGCACCAAGGCAAUGCUGGGCCACAGUCCAGGCCUCUUGGACUCAGUCUAAAAGCUGUCUGCUGAAGUUGGACAGCUAGGCACACCAGCUUCAGUUUAGGUUUUAAAAUAGAACUUCCAUCCUUUAUGUUUGUGAUGGCUGGUAGCGUGACCUCAACAUAACCACUAUCAGAAUACAGUUUGUUCAAGAUUGCAGAGAGCCUUUAAUGAUAACUCAGAGAUGUGAAGGACUUUAUUCAAUUUCACAGCACUUUUAAUUCCAAGACACCAUCUGAGCAGCACUGCUCAUCCAAGAAUUAGAUGUGGAAGAAGAGCACAGGGCUGAUCACUCAGCUUUACACACUUCACAAAAGUAAAUAAUCCAAAGUGUAUUACUGUGCCUGCACUUUUCUGGGUGACUGGGGAGUGGGUGCUCACUGCUGCUGUCCUCAUAAAGAGACAGACGAGCCUCAUUCCACUCUCUGUGAGGAAAUCCCUCUUUCCUUGUGAGCCCAAGAUGAAAAAUUGCACCAGAAAAAUAAUCACUGCCAGGUUGCCUGACUUUUGCAGGUUGCAGUUUGAGACCUGCAUCCUGUGGGAGUGUGCAGACUGCCACUGAUCUGGCCUCCCUGCUGCUCUUCCCACAUCUUAUGCUAGGCAAGGUCACUUAACUGUACAUGCCUCCCUUUCUUUUUGAAGCAAGGCUAAACAUUAAAUAGCAAUGGGUAAAAACAUUUAUUAAUAAAUAGCUAAGACCUUUAAAACCUUUAAAUAAAGUAUAAAUUACAUAACUGAUGUAUCAAGAAUUACUAAUGAGGGAAGGAGAAGUCAAUGGUAACAAACCACUUCAACACAGUGUCUCCACACUCUGCUUAGAGAGGCAGCUCACAGAGAGGUGAGGCUCCUCCCGUGCCCGGUGUACCUGGCAGUGCUUGGCAGAACAUUGCUGGAGACACUGCUUAGAAAUCUUCAUCAUCGAAGGUCUCCGUGCACCGCAGCAUCACGGUCUCAUGAUCAUAGUGAACAUCUUCUUCCUGAAAGCCCCCCCAAAGUCAAGCAGGAUUAAAAACCAGAGGAGUUCAUUGAAUUUCAAAUCUACAGUGAGUUGGUCAAGAGCUGAUGUACCAGAAAAUGCAGCAUGAGCCCUCCCUCCUCUCUGAAUCAGCCACCAGCACUUGAGGAGUUCCUGAGGUGCCUGAUGAAGAAAGGCUCAAAUUUCCUGCCAAUUUCCUUCUAAAAUCACAGGGCUCCACCCUGUGUCUAUUUACAUCAUCUAGACAGCUGUUACUGACUGUGGUAGCAAGUUUGUCACGUAACAGGCUCUGAAGGUAUGAGAGCUUCCUUGAGGCCUUAACUUCUACCAACUUCAGGCUUUGCUCCACUUUUAGCAACAGAAGGAAAAGGUCUUCUCUUUCACCAGUUUACAGAGAACAAGUGGCUCUUGAGAAAUCAAAGUCUGGAAGAUAAAAGUAUUCAUGCCUGCAGUCCAUCUAGUCCACCUUCUGCAUUGAUGCAAGAGUCUUCAGUGAAAUACUGGUUUUAAAAAUAGGUGCUGUUUGAAAAUGUAUAGCUUAAGAAGCACUAAAUACCACUUGCUUGUCAAGUGACUCAUCUAAAAUCCAUAAUUUUAAAAGAAAGUGUGCCUUUGAAGACACAAAGGUGCUCAGUACUAUUUAGAAAAAAACCCCACUGAGUUUCAUUUAAGUAAAACUUUUGGAUCUCAGUCUAAAUUAACUCUUUACUGCCUUUGCUGCUAAGCUUCUCUUAUGAUGUGACGUUAAGACAACAGCUCUUGAAAAAUUACAAGAUUGCUUAACUAAUCUCAUGCUCAGAAAUAUUUCUCUAUCAUAUGCUUCUGUUGUCAUUUUGGGGUCCCUGCCCUUUUAAGAGCUCUCCCUUUCCUUGUCCAAAUUAUUUCCCCUCCUCUCGUGUGAGUCUUUUUGCAGCUUUUUAUUCCAGCGGGGUGCAAGCCCUUGGCAGCCUUGAGAGCCAGGGCAGCGGCUCAAGAGGAGCUGUGCUCAGUAGCUGUGACUCUGAAACAGUGACCAUCCACAGUCCAACAGCAGUGGUUGCAGUUUGUACCUGCACAGUUAACUAGAAAUGACAGAACAGGGCAGUGGCAUGAAUGACCAGCAAUAAAAUCCAUCACCUCAUCAGCUCUGCAGAUGAAAGGAAAGGAGCCAUGGGCUGCCUUUUGUAUUUCAGUGGGGUCAUAUUACAUGCCUUACCUUGGUACUUACUGUACUUGCUACCCACCUCUGUAUCUCCUACAAGGUGUGUGCACAGUGCACUGGGACACUGCUUUAUCCUUGGGCAAAGUGCCAGCACUGCCCAAACUCCUGUGCUAGCAUGGCACCAGCACAGGUACCACGGCAAGGGAAGGGGAGUGGUCUGCAGAGGUUCAGUCAUACCCAUAAGAUAAGCAGGACGGGUUCCUUUCCCUGUAAGUCCAGGAGUCUCUGAUGCUCUGAGCAGCCCAAUUUCUGGGGGAAGGUGAGUAGCCUAUACUGAUCUCUCUGCUGCUGCCUGAGUUGAUGUGUUUCAAGCUAGCUGGAACAUCUUCUAUCCCUGCUCUGCAACCACUUUCAUAACUGUCUCAAUCUGUUUGCUUUGAGAUGGAUCCGAAUUUCUGCUCUCAAAACAAAAAAUAGCUUGUCAGUCACAUUUUCCUUUUUCUGCUUUUUUGCCUCUUGGCAGCACUGUCUAGAUGUGUUGUUCUGCACUCUAAAUCAAAACAGAUUGUGAUCUUCAUAUUAUCUAGCCUGGGUGAUUUCUGCUCAAAUUCCCUUUUUAUUGUCUUAUCACAGAUAACUAAAAGUUCCUGUGUAAAGGAACCCUUUGCAGCUUUUUAUUUUCUUUUGGAUCUACAUACUACAGUCAACGGCCAAUUUGCAGUACUUUGGGCUCUUUUGCUGCUUAUCUUCCCAUCACUCCCAGUCUUAUUUUAAAUCUGCCUCUUUGAACCUUGAAGGAAACACUACCUCUUCCCAUACCACCUCAUCUGGGAGCUGUGAGAUGGACUGGGGCUCACACAUAACGAGGCAGCCCCAAGCAGAAGGACAAGAUGAGACCAUGCCAGGCAUGACACUCACAAAAGAAAUUUAAAACCAGAAAAUGCCAUAUCUUGCCUAAAACUUUUCUUUCUUUUCUAGGCCUGCUGAGUUCGUAGUCAUUUACUUAAACACAAGAAGAGCUCUGCUCUUACACAGAACAUAGCUAGUCACAGACCAAAGGGCUGUGGAGAUCAGUGCCUGGUCUCUGACAACAGCCAGCAGAGGAAGUUUAGAAAAAAGUGCAAGAAUUGGGGACACAGUGUGCUUUGUUUUACAAUAAAUGCUUGUACAUUAUAGCAAACUGUGCUGUGAGGCCCUCCUGCACUGGAUAUUGAACCUGGAACUUCAGAUUUAGUAACUGCCCAUGGAUUGAUGAUCCUGGAGUCUAAAUGUGGUAAUUUGUACGUGCAAAUAUUUUAAUAUGUUGUUUGUUCAUUUUAUUUAUGCUUUCUAGUUCUUCUAGUGUUAGACACAAUGAGUAAUCAUUCUGUGUACUGAAUCCACACCAUGUAUGAAUAAAAUGGUUUUGCAAUA
Messenger RNA from Haemorhous mexicanus (house finch), 8052 nucleotides. RefSeq names its product solute carrier family 23 member 1-like. Lineage: Eukaryota; Metazoa; Chordata; Aves; Passeriformes; Fringillidae. Gene Ontology annotation, cellular component: membrane. Gene Ontology annotation, molecular function: transmembrane transporter activity. The record is from RefSeq and is a predicted model, not a curated record. The transcript is spliced from 13 exons. Gene Ontology annotation, biological process: transmembrane transport. Bases 739 to 2958 code for a protein of 739 amino acids.